UCACUUUUAACCGUCAUUUUAACAUUCUUCAGCACAUUAUUCGAAAGCGUUGGUACAAAUACGAUUAAUUAAAAUUAAAGGUUAAUUAUUACAUUACAAGAUGACGAAAAGAGGCAAAAAGGGUAGAGGUAAAGAUGCAAAGGGCUCACCAAAGGGCUCACCAAAGAGUGAUACAAAGCAUGCUCCAAAGCAACGAAAGAGAAGUGAAGAUUCGACUACACAGCAGCAGGAUUCCGAUGAAGAGACGGUUCUGGCCCCAGAAGAAAGUCCCGAGAAACACCUAGAACAACAGCAAUUAAUGGAUCAAGUACCAAGACAUAUACUGCACAUGAGACGAAUUUUGGAUAGCUACCCAGCAUACAACCCCAUUGAUUUCUCGAGAUCUGUCCAAGAAAGUCCGCUUAAUUUGUCUAAGGAUUCGGAUACCGGCGAAGCAGAAUCAGAACCAGCUCCCCUCAACUUAUCAAGACAUUCGGGAUCAGGUUCCAGCGCCUUGUUAAGAGAAUUGUUAUCCAGUCCCUUAACCGCUCCCACCUCUUCAAAGAGAGAUCGAUAUGGUAAUUUGGUAAAUUAUCCCGAAGGAGCGUCUAGAAGUUUGUUAAGAGAUCCAGAAACAAGUCAAGUCAGACCUUCAGGUGCUGAUCCCAGAGCUAUACCGAGUACCUCGAGAACAGGCUUAAUUUACGUGUCAAGUGAAUUGGGAGCAUUUCCAAGCGGUAGCUCGACAGCAGGUCCUAGUUACCUGUUAAGAGCUUUGGAAGCAGGUCCAAGCACUUCACACAGUGGUCCAGAAUCAGGUGCAAACAUGUAUAGAGAUCUGGGAGCUGGUCCAAGUACUUCACACAGUGGUUUGGAAACAGGUAUAGUUUAUAGGUCAAGAGAUUUGGGAGCAUAUGCAAUUACUUCACACAGUGGCCCAGAAUCAGGUGCAAACAUGUAUAGAGAUCUGGGAGCUGGUCCAAGUACUUCACACAGUGGUUUGGAAGCAGGUAGAGUUUAUGGGUCAAGAGAUUUGGGAGCAUAUGCAAUUACUACACACAGUGGCCCAGAAGCAGGUGCAAACAUGUAUAGAGAUCUGGGAGCUGGUCCAAGUACUUCACACAGUGGUUUGGAAGCAGGUAGAGUUUUUGGGUCAAGGGAUUUGAGAGCACAUCUAAGUACUUCACACAGUGGCCUAGAAGCAGGUGCAAACGUGUAUAGAGAUAUGGGAGCUGGUCCAAGUACUUUACACAGUGGUUUGGAAGCAGGUAUAGUUCUUGGGUCAAGAGAUUUGGGAGCAUAUCCAAGCACUUCACACAGUGGCGCAGAAGCAAGCCCAAACUUGUCUAGAGAUCCGAGAGCUGGUCCAAGUUCUUCACACAGCGGUAUGGUAGCAGGUAGAAUGCACGUAUCAAAAGAUUUGGGAACACAUCCAAGUGCUUCACACAGUGGCGCAGAAGCAAGCCCAAACUUGUCUAGAGAUCCGAGAGCUGGUCCAAGUACUUCACACAGUGGUUUGGUAGCAGGUAGAAUAUACGUAUCAGGAGAUUUGGGAGCACAUCCAAGUGCUUCACACAGUGGCGCAGAAGCAAGCCCAAACUUGUCUAGAGAUCCGAGAGCUGGUCCAAGUACUUCACACAGUGGUUUGGUAGCAGGUAGAAUAUACGUAUCAGGAGAUUUGGGAGCACAUCCAAGUGCUUCACACAGUGGCGCAGAAGCAAGCCCAAACUUGUCUAGAGAUCCGAGAGCUGGUCCAAGUACUUCACACAGUGGUUUGGUAGCAGGUAGAAUAUACGUAUCAGGAGAUUUGGGAGCACAUCCAAGUGCUUCACACAGUGGCGCAGAAGCAAGCCCAAACUUGUCUAGAGAUCCGAGAGCUGGUCCAAGUACUUCACACAGUGGUUUGGUAGCAGGUAGAAUAUACGUAUCAGGAGAUUUGGGAGCACAUCCAAGUGCUUCACACAGUGGCGCAGAAGCAAGCCCAAACUUGUCUAGAGAUCCGAGAGCUGGUCCAAGUACUUCACACAGUGGUUUGGUAGCAGGUAGAAUAUACGUAUCAGGAGAUUUGGGAGCACAUCCAAGUGCUUCACACAGUGGCGCAGAAGCAAGCCCAAACUUGUCUAGAGAUCCGAGAGCUGGUCCAAGUACUUCACACAGUGGUUUGGUAGCAGGUAGAAUAUACGUAUCAGGAGAUUUGGGAGCACAUCCAAGUGCUUCACAUAGUGGCCCAGAAGCAAGCCCAAACUUGUCUAGAGAUCCGAGAGCUGGUCCAAGUACUUCACACAGUGGCUUGGUAGCAGGUAGAAUAUACGUAUCAGGAGAUUUGGGAGCACAUCCAAGUGCUUCACACAGUGGCCCAGAAGCAGGUGCAAACGUGUCUAGAAGUUUGGGAGCACAUCCAAGUGCUCCACAUAGUGGCCCAGAAGCAGGUGCAAACGUGUCUAGAAGUUUGGGAGUACAUCCAAGUACUUCAUACAGAGGCCCGGCAGCUACUAGUUACGUGACAAGAGAUAUGGGAGCAGGUUCAAGCUCUUCACACAGUGGUUCGGGAACAGGUCUCAUUUACAUGUCAACAGAUUCGGGAACAUACCCAUAUGUUUCACAUAGUACCUUGGCAACAGGUACUAGUUAUCCGACAAGAGAUUUGGGAUCAGGUCCAAGCACUGUACAUAGUGGCUCGGGAACAAGUGCAAUUUAUCCAUCAAGAGAUUUGGGAGCACAUCCUUCAUAUAGCGGCUCGGCAGCAGAUGCUGGUUACCUGUUAAGAUAUUUAGAAGCCGGUCCGAGUACUUCACACAGUAACGUAGAAGGAGCAGGAGCAGGACCAAGCACUUUACAUAGUGGCUUGGGAACAAGUGCAAUUUAUCCAUCAAGAAAUUUGGGAGCACAUCCUUCACAUAGCAGCUCGACAGCAAAUGCUGGUGACCUUUUAAGAUAUUUAGAAGCCGGUCUAAGUACUUCACACAGUAACGUCGAAGGAUCAAUUUACCCGUCUAGAGAUUUGGGAUCAGUUCCAAGCACUUUACAUAGUGGCUCGGGAACAGGUGCAAUUUAUACGUCAAGAGAUCCGAGAGCUUCGCACAGUGGCUUGGAAACAGGUUCAAUGUAUACGUCGAGAGAUUUGGGAGCGUAUACAAGUACCUCACACAGUGACUCGACCGCAGCCGCUAGUUAUCUGAGAGAUAUGGCAGCAGUUCUGAGCACUUCACAUAGUGGCUCAACAACUGGUAAAGUUUACGUGUAUAGAGAUGUAAACACAGGUGCAAUUUACGUGGAAAGUGACAUGGGAGCUGGUCCGAGUACUUCAAACAGUGGCUCGGCAACAGGUACUGUUUACUUGGCCAGAAACUUUAUAACAGGCCCAAGUACUUUUUACAGUGGUGGUGCAGUUCAAAUAGAAGCCAGUUAUCCAAUAAUAGAUUUAGAUACAGAAAGCGGUGAUUCAAGAGAAAGUACUGACGAUCCCCUAAGAAAUUCAGGAGCUAGCCCCAGCCAUUCAUCAAAAAAAUCGAGAGCAGGUCCUAGUUCAGCACUAUAUUAUGAAUAUGAUUUCUCCAGGGUCCCGGAUCCACGCAAUGGCAUGAAUCAAGACCACUUUGAUAGACUAAAGUGGAAUAUUGUUGAUUAUUUUUUAAAUGUUCCACAAGCAGUGUAUGACGUAAUGACAGAAGAACAGAGAGAAGAUUUAAGAGAGUGUGUGGCUAGAAAUAAAAGAGGCGAACGAUCAACAAGAAAAAGUUAUCCGCAAAGUCCGAAUAAUGAAAAAGGUAAAGAUGAUGAGGAUGAAGAGACUUUAUCAUGUGAGAGCAAUAAUUCCAAUAAUAGUAAAAAUAAACCUAAGGAUCCACCUGAUAACGAAAAGCCUUCAACCAGUAAAAAAAAAGACAAUCAGGUCAGUAAUAUUUUCUUAAACAAACAUAAAAGUGAUCAGAUAUGUCAGAUUUCAUCCUCAAUUUCAGAAAUAGCAUCAGGCGUUGCACAAGAAAACGACGACGUAGCCUACUCGAAAGACGUAAAUUCACUUAUCAAUAGUAUGGUGAAGUGCAAGAUCUCAACAACAGAUGCAAAAUUAAAAUUCAGGGACGUUCAAGAGAUUGAAAGAGAGGUUUUGCAAAUAGAUGUGGUACGAGAAUCUAGCGAUUUGUCUGACUUUGGAACUAAAUUCAUAGAGAAACUGGCUGCUAGUUUGCUUGAGAACAAGAAACCUGUUGUUUUAGAUGUAGAUACACGGGAUACGUGGCCUAGGAAGAAACUAAGAGUACCUUCAGUGUUUUUACAUCCCCCAUUUGAGUUUCAGACCCACAUAAGGAAAUUACUCUCAAUGGGAAUUCAGUUUUAUAAUCCCGAUAGGAAUGCCUACUACACUAAAAUUCUCGGCCUUUCUUUCGAAGAUCAGCUAAAAUUAACUCAAUAUUUUGAUGAGCAUCAAAUUCCCUAUCAUACAUUUGGUAAUCCGUCAGAUAAAAUGGCAAGAGUAGUAAUCAGAGGCCUGACGGGUAACAUCGAUGUGUCAAAAAUAAAAGAAGAAUUAACAGCGGCAAGCAUUCCGGUGGUGAGGCUUCACAAAAUGCAUUUCAAGGGUAUUCGUAGGAGACAGAGGCAUCUUUUAUUGGCAAUCGUGCCUCAAACUGAGGAAGGGCUGAGAAUUUUAAUGGUAAGGAAAAUUUACGGGCAGGUCGUUUCGAUGGAGCCUGCUGAUGUUAAAACUAUGCAGUGUCAUCGCUGCCAGAGGUGGGGACACGUACAGAGGCACUGCGGAGGGCGGGUCAAGUGCGUCAAGUGCGCAGGAGACCACUGGUCCGCUGAAUGCAGAAGGGAUCCACAGGACGAUCCUCCCUCGUGCGCCAACUGUGGCGGCGAUCACACGGCUAGCUACAGACAGUGCCACCACUGUCCCGACUCCAAAAGAUACAAAUCGCGACAAUUCGAACAUAUAAUACGUAUCAUCAAAAAGUCUCAAGUAACACCAACUCCUAAAAAAUGUAAAAAGCUUUAUACCGACGAUCAGGCAGAUUUGCCAAUUAAAAAAUCUUGAACGUGCCUAAGUUUUAAUUAUUUUAUUUUAUAUUUCUAUUCGAGCUUGUUUUUUUUUAUUGUAACUUAUUAUUAGUUUUAAUGUGCAUGCAAUGGUGAUUAAUAGUGUAGUAAAU
Ostrinia furnacalis (Asian corn borer) is the source of this 5129-nucleotide messenger RNA. Its product is annotated as filaggrin-like. The coding region runs from base 101 to 5014 and encodes 1637 amino acids. NCBI's taxonomy places the organism in Eukaryota, Metazoa, Arthropoda, Insecta, Lepidoptera, Crambidae. The record is from RefSeq and is a predicted model, not a curated record. The transcript has 2 exons.